Messenger RNA from Cryptomeria japonica (Japanese cedar), 3208 nucleotides. RefSeq names its product putative metallophosphoesterase At3g03305. Gene Ontology annotation, molecular function: hydrolase activity. Lineage: Eukaryota; Viridiplantae; Streptophyta; Pinopsida; Cupressales; Cupressaceae. The coding region runs from base 119 to 2467 and encodes 782 amino acids. The transcript has 4 exons. The record is from RefSeq and is a predicted model, not a curated record.
AUCUUUCGAGACCACUUUUCAGCGAAGUCAUUUACGCUACUAUUGAAGGAAAACUUUCUACCAGUAGACCCUAUUUCCAACAUUAUAGUGUUUACAAACAGUUUUCCAGAGGAAGAAGAUGGGUUCUCCCUCUGAAAUUUGGAUGAUUUUAGUGUUAAUUGCUUCAACGAAUCUGGUAACUGCUACUGCGGAUACCAACUCGAGAAACAUCAUAGAGUUGAAAGGGGGACCCGAUGGAGUUGUAUGGGUGGUUCAGCUUUCUGAUCUCCACUUCAGCGUACACCACCCUGAUCGGGCUCUCUCAUUCAGACAGCUUGUGCCUUCAACUUUGGCCAUGAUCAAUCCUGCUUUAGUGCUAAUUACAGGAGAUAUCACAGAUGGGAAAAGCAAAGAUCUGUUAAAAAUGAAACAAGAUAAGGAUGAAUGGAUAGAGUAUCAUGAGGCUAUGAAGGAUACUAUUGCAAAGAGUGGACUAAGGGAGGAAAUAUUUUAUGAUCUACGUGGAAACCAUGAUACGUUUGGAGUACCAUUGCGUAAUAGCCAUUUUGAUUUCUUCUCCCAGUACAGCUUAAGUGCAUCUGUAAAUCGCACAGGAAAUGUUCACAGUGUCACACUUCAGAACAAUGGAUGGAAACACCUUUUCAUUGGUUUCGACAGUGCUCUGUCUGUUGGUUUGCGUGGACCAACAAACCUGUUUGGGCAUCCGACAGAUAAAUUGUAUUCAGAACUUGCCACAGAAUUAAGUCAAUGGGACACACAGCAGUCGGAUCCAGUGACCAAAAUUGUCUUUGGUCAUUUCCCAUUAUCAUUUUCGGAAGGUACAGAGACAGGGAAGCGUCUAGAAGAUCUUUUCUCCAAGCAUGCCAUAUCAGCCUAUCUAUGUGGGCAUUUGCAUACAAAGUUUGGUAGAAAUUUACAGAGGCAUCAUUCUCGUUUACCCCGUCCCUCUAAAACAUUUAAUAAGUAUUUCCAGAUUAAUGCACAUGAUAUGACAACUAGCACUGAUGAAAAGCAACUGUGUGGCUUGAAUAGCUUGGAGGAAUUUUGGGAGUGGGAAAUGGGGGAUUGGAGGAAAAGCAGGAUAAUGCGAAUCAUUGCCAUUGACAAGGGGCAUGCAUCAUUUGUUGACUUUGACUAUGAAGGGAUUCUUGAUAAUGCAUCAACAGCUAUGCCAACUAUCAUAGUUCCAACAUUUCCUUUGGAUUCUCGAAUGAUGCAAAGGAUAUCUUCCUUGCAUAUGCAACAGUGCAGAACAAAUUACAUACCCUCUCAUGAAUCAAUACGAGCUUUGGUAUUUUCAGCUACUCCAAUCACUUCUGUCCAAGCCAAAAUCUAUGACUCCAUAUCAGGCAAAUUGGAUGUGAUUAUGGAAACAAAAAUGGAAAUGGAAAAACAUUCAGACAUAACAAAUAGAGGGAAGUUAUACAGUGCAAACUGGGACUGGAAAAGGUUUAUAGAUUCAUCUCCCAACCGAUAUUGGUUACAAGUUGAGGUAUUUGACAUCUCUGGCAAGCACACAUACAGCCAGAUAAGACCAUUCUCUGUAAAUUUUAAAGCAGCUCCAUUAAAAUGGACAUGGAAAGAAUUUCUGGUUCUAGGGUGUCAGUGGGAUUUGCUAUAUAAACUGCUUCUCUGGUUAAUGAUUGUUUCUCUCCUAGCUUCUCUUUUACUUCCAAAAUUAUUACUUUUAUAUACAGGAAAUGGGAAUCAGUUUAACAGAUGGACAUCAGCUACCUUGAACUGGAAAAGUUUGAGUAACGUUUUAUUUAAAAUCCCCUUAUGGAUUCUGAUUGAAGCAUCUAAAAUAAACCUUAUUUGGUGGGGUCAGCUUCUUCAUUUAGUAUACUUGAUCUUCUUCCCUUGGUUUUAUGGACAAGUUCUGACAGAGGACUACAAAACUGGCUAUAUGACCCAUAAGGGUUGGACAGUUAGCAUUCCAGAAUUACCAUUUAGUCAAUCUGGCAUUGGUGUGCCAGAUGUGAUGGUGAUUAUUUUGCCUCACCUUUAUUUUGUAGUAUUUCCUCUUCUUUGGGUUGUCUCAGCUUUUGCUGCUGAGAGGGUAGCUUGUCAAAUGCAUUAUUUAUUAAAAUCAGAAAAGAAGGAAUUGGAGAGUCCAGUGAGAAGGAUAAAUGAUGCAAAGAAUUUCGAUGCUGAUGUAAUACCAAAGUUGCAGAUAAACAAAUCAAAUCCUGUACCUGCAAAGAUGGAUAGUAUAAACACUGAUCGAUGUUCCCAUAAUCAUUAUGCAAAGGGUUGUGCUGCCUCUUGUAUGCAUUGUGGCCGCUGGAUCAGGAAGGCUCUCCUGGGAGUUUGCCUUGUAAUUUUAUUUCAUCACUGCAUGCAAAGCUAUACACUGAUUCGUGCAUAUGGAGCAAAGGCUAUCCUUUCUUCUCCUGGAUUUGUCUGGCCAGUGCCCCUGCUGCUGACUUUAGCAGUUUGGAAGACCAAAGAUUUGAAUUACAUUUGAAGUGGGUGAACAGUGCAAAGCGAUGGGUGGAAGGCUCAGCUUCAUGGUCUUAUCUAUGAAGAAAAACACCCUUAAUCUUUCUAUCAAAUUUAACUGACAGAAAAAUAUACACCAUCGUUAUCAUUGUGGCAGUUUCAAGUAUCACAUCUGGGGCAAUAUUAUGACCAGCUCCAAAGUGCAAUUAUUUUAACAUAGUGGCACCUUAUUCACCAACAGGAGUUAUGAGCAAUCACAUACAGCCAAUAUCUUGCCUCAAGCUUUUCAGGAGCAAUAAAGACAGCACAGGUUGUUAACUUGUUUCUGACAUGAAGUACAUUUACGAUUUACUUUGAAUCCAUGUUACACAAGUAAUGAUCCAUUAUAUUGAUCAUAGAUUCAUAUAGAAAUAGUACCACCAAUAUUCAUGGAUGUAGUUGCAAAGAUGUUGGAUCAUUCCCUAUAGGAAUUAUAUAGUUAUUUAUGUUCUAUUAUGCCUUGCACAGAAAUAUAUAUUGAUUAGCAGUUCAACUAGAAGUUCUAGAAAUGACUCCUAAGUUGAUACUAAAUAGCAGAAGCACAUAUUGCUUUGUACAACAUUUAUGCACUCCAUCAUCAUAAGUAAACAAGAACUAAAACGGACCAUGUAUUUUGCUUAUUUCGGAAUUAUCUGAAUGCUCAGUAGUUCACAUUUGCACAAAGAUAUUUUCUGUUGAAAAUAUGUACACAGCUGUAAAUCUUAUAAAGUUGUGUCAAUUCUCAAUA